AUUUUCUGUGUUGCUUCCGAAUUUUUUUGCUUCUGAUAUCCUUUGUCUAAUCCAGUGCAGACCUCUCGGUAAUGUAUAUCGCCAACCGGAUUAUCAGUUGACCAGCAGGCUGAACCGUCUACAUAAGGGCAGCGGGAGACGAAUCCCUGACUCGACAGUAGACUUCCAUCAUACCGAGCCUGUGCUGAGCAGGCAGUUACUGGGAUGUCCACGCCCACACCUGACACGUUCAAAGUCUUGCUCGGAAAGCUUAUCAAGACGCCUGAAUUGUUCACCGCUAGUGACCUCAAAGUUGCUUUGAACCAUCUUUUCACUCCCGAUGCCGUUCUACCCGCGCAGAUCGGCGCCUUCUUACUUGCGUUACGCAAUGCACGGGUGGAAAGAAAGCCAGAGAAUCUCGCUGCCGCUGCUGACGCCUUGCGCUCCUACGCAGUCGAAACCGCUCUCGAAGACGGGGAUAAAGAUUUCGUAGUCGAUAUCGUAGGCACUGGUGGAGACGGACACAACACGUUCAACGUUAGCACAACCGCAGCGAUCGUUGCCGCAGGCGCAGGCGCUCGUGUUGUCAAACACGGCAACAGAGCUUCGACUUCGUCAUCGGGGUCAGCAGAUCUCUUGGAACGCCUAGAUUGUCUAUUCGUACCCCCUACACCCGGGACCGUCGUCCCAAUCUCACGGGCCCCUUUUACAUUCAUUCUAGCACCUCAUUAUCAUCCAUCACUUGCAACGCUUGCGCCCUACCGAAGGGCUCUUCCUUUCCGCACGCUCUUUAAUGUCCUAGGUCCACUCAUCAAUCCUGCACGGCCCAAAGGCAUGGUUCUCGGUGUGGCUGAACGCGAACUCGGCCUUCCGUUUGCCAAAUCCUUACUUGAUGGCGGUGUCAAGCGUGCGCUUGUUGUGUGUGGUGCAGAGAAUCUCGACGAGAUCAGCUGUGCAGGUGACUCAUGGGCGUGGGAGCUCAGGGACGGGCAGAUUACCGAGGGGAAGCUGCACCCCGAGCAGUUCGGGUUACCUGUGCACCCUCUCACAACAGUGGCAGGGGGGACAGCCGCUGAGAACGCAGAGACACUCAAAGCACUGUUGAGGUCCGGCGAGGACAUACCAGAGCAUUUGACACCCAUUUUGCACUUUGUGAUGCUGAACGCGUCGGCGCUUCUGGUGGUUGCCGGUCUGGCAAAGGAUUACAAGCACGGUGUUAGGCUUGCCUUGGAGAGUAUGACGUCGGGAGCAGCUUGGAAGGCCUUGGAGGCAUUCCGCGACGCUGGAAGGCUUGCAUUGAGCAAGGUCGAGUCUCAGAGGGAAUGAUAUGCAUUCACAUGUCAGAAUAAUGUUGUACAAGGUGGUGUUUCCGGCGUCCGCCACCAGCAGAUUGAUAAGUGGUCUAUUUACUGUAACGUGCAGAUGUGCGAAGAAACGAGCACAUUGCUUGUCACCCUGCUGGUGUUAUGCAAGUGCUUCUUCCAACCAUCCUCACAGCGGCCUCGCAGUGUGCGAGUGAGUUGUAAACUCCGUAACU
Pisolithus orientalis is the source of this 1516-nucleotide messenger RNA. Its product is annotated as glycosyl transferase. Gene Ontology annotation, biological process: L-tryptophan biosynthetic process. Lineage: Eukaryota; Fungi; Basidiomycota; Agaricomycetes; Boletales; Pisolithaceae. The coding region runs from base 205 to 1305 and encodes 366 amino acids. Gene Ontology annotation, cellular component: cytosol. The transcript has 2 exons. The record is from RefSeq and is a predicted model, not a curated record. Gene Ontology annotation, molecular function: anthranilate phosphoribosyltransferase activity.